Ornithorhynchus anatinus (platypus) is the source of this 4293-nucleotide messenger RNA. It is a transcript of the gene NOD1, whose product is annotated as nucleotide binding oligomerization domain containing 1. Lineage: Eukaryota; Metazoa; Chordata; Mammalia; Monotremata; Ornithorhynchidae. The transcript has 6 exons. Gene Ontology annotation, molecular function: protein binding. The record is from RefSeq and is a predicted model, not a curated record. Gene Ontology annotation, biological process: regulation of apoptotic process. The coding region runs from base 283 to 2580 and encodes 765 amino acids.
CGGCGGCCGAAGCUCUGCACCAGCCCCUGCCCCUCCGGGGGCUUCCCUGGCCCCUCCCGGCCGCCGAAACUUCUGCCAACCUGCCGACAAAUCAGCCCCUGAAGAUCCAGCCCCUGGAAGAAGCUGGUUUGGGAGGUGGCCAAGUUCUGUAAUUUUAUGUGGCACAGGAGCUUGAAGAACAAGCAGUAUUGAGCAAGCCCCGGAUCCUUAUCUCCCAAUGACAUCAGAGGCUGACCCAGCCGAAGAUGAAUCGGGGAAUAGCAGCUUCUUGUCAUUGUAACCAUGGAGAACCGGGCCUGCUUUGAGGCAGAGCUAAUCCCUCAAAGCCCCCGCUCUUUCAUUAAAUUGCUGAAAGUGAACCGGGAGCUUUUGGUCACCCAAAUCCGCAACACCCAAUGUUUGCUUGACAACUUGAUUGAGAAUGAAUACUUCUCAACGGAGGACGCGGAGAUCGCAGCUGCCUCUCCCACUCAACCGGAUAAGGUCCGUAAAAUUCUGGACCUGGUUCAGAGCAAGGGAGAAGAAGUGUCCGAAUAUCUCAUCUAUGUUCUGCAGCAGGUCUCUGACGCCUACAUCGACCUGAAGCCCUGGUUGAGCGAAAUAUGUUUCUCACCCUCUGAGCUCAUUGAGAGUAAAGUUGUGGUCAACACUGAUCCAGUGAGUAGAUACACACAGAAACUGCGCUGUGAGCUGGGCCGGGAUUCCAAAUUUAUCAUGUCCUACGCCCAGAAAGAGGAGAUGCUGCUGGAGGACACCUAUACUGAGAACGUCAUGGAGCUGAUCAACUUCUCCAACGAGAGCCUCGGCAGCGUGGGGGACCUGGCCUCCCUGCUGGACAGCACCACCGGGGUCAUCAAUGAGGACGGCGAGACGGUCUUUGUCUUCGGCGACGCUGGGGUGGGGAAGUCCAUCCUUUUGCAGAAGAUGCAGCACCUCUGGGCCAAGGGCGAGCUGGGCGGAGGGGCCAAGUUCUUCUUCCGCUUCCGCUGCCGCAUGUUCAGCCUCUUCAAGGAGAGUGAGGUCCUGUGCCUGAAGGACCUGCUGUUCAAGCACAACUGCUACCCGGAGCAGGACCCCGAGGAGGUGUUCGCCUUCCUCCUGCGCUUCCCACACACCGCCCUCUUCACCUUCGACGGCUUCGACGAGCUCCACUCGGACUUCGACCCGGGCGCUGUGCCUGAGGCCUCCUCGCCCGUGGAGCCCACCCACCCGCUGGUCCUGCUGGUGAACCUGCUCAGCGGCAAGCUGCUCAAAGGGGCCGGGAAGGUGCUGACUGCCCGGGCCGGGACCGAGGUCCCCCGCCGACUGAUCCGCAAGAAGGUGCUGCUGCGGGGUUUUGCUCCCAGCCACCUGCGGGCCUACACCCAGCGCUUUUUUCCUGACCGGGCCCUGCGGGCCCAAGUGCAGACCCAGCUGGAGGCUAACCCUAAUCUGAGCAGCCUGUGCUCCGUGCCCUUGUUCUGCUGGAUCAUCUUCAAGUGCUUUGAGCACUUCCAUGCAGCCUACGACAGCCCCCAGGGGCUCCCAGACUGCUCGGUCACGCUCACUGACGUUUUCCUGCUGGUGACCGAGGUCCACCUGAACCGGGCGCUGCCUGCCAGCCUCCUGCGCAGGAACACUCGGAGCCAGGUACAGACCUUAUGCGCUGGGAGGGCUGCGCUCCAGGCUCUGGGGCGGGUGGCCUACUCGGGCCUGGAGAGGAGCCUCUUUGUCUUUGACCAGGAGGAGGUGGAGGCCCUGGAGGUGCCAGAGGAGGACCUGCAGCUGGGCUUCGUGCGUGCUGUGCCUGAGGCUGGGGACCGACUCUCUUAUGAGUUCUUCCACAUCACGCUGCAGUCCUUCUUCACCGCGCUCUUCCUUGUCGUCGAUGACAGGGUGGGCUCUGGGGAGCUGCUCCGGUUCUUUGGCGAGUGGCGGACCGGUGGACCGGCAGGCCCUGCUUGCCCCCGGCUACCCUUCCUCUCGCUCCGGUGUCUGGCCGGGGGUGGGCCAUCUGGGGAGGACCCCUUCCGGAACAACGACCACUUCCACUUCACCAACCUUUUCCUGUGUGGGCUCCUGUCCAAGGCCAAGCAGAAGCUCCUGCGACACCUGGCCCCUGCCUCGGCCCUGAAGAAGAAGCGGAAGGCGCUGCGGGCACACUUGUUCUCCAGCAUGAGGGCCUACCUGAAGAGCCUGCCCCGCUGCCAGACCGAGAUGUUCAACCAGGUGCAAGCCAUGCCCACCUUCAUCUGGAUGCUGCGCUGCAUCUACGAGACACAGAGCGACAAGGUGGGGCAGUUGGCGGCCCGGGGCAUCUGCGCCAACUACAUUAAGCUGACCUACUGCAAUGCCUGCUCGGCGGACUGCAGCGCCAUCUCCUUCGUCAUGCACCACUUCCACAAGCGCCUGGCCCUGGACCUGGAUAACAACAACCUGAACGACUACGGCGUCAAGGAGCUGCGGCCCUGCUUCAGUCGCCUCACUGUUCUCAGGCUCAGUGUAAAUCAGAUCACUGACACUGGAGUAAAAGUGCUCUAUGAAGAAUUAACUAAAUACAAAAUUGUAACAUUUUUGGGCUUAACAACCCUGGACUACUAAACGCUGAAGAGAACCAAUUUCCCCUCAUGGUCUGUUUACAUUGGUCAAUUUCCCUACUAACUGUGACCGUAAAGCAACCAGCCUUGCCUUGGGUCCUGAGACUCAGGAUGUCAAGCCGGCUGCACGUAGGAGAGGAGGGAGGUGGGGGACUGGGAAGUGGAUGAGCAGGCUAGAGUUUCCAGUUUACCUGCCGGAACCUGCUCCUGAACUUGUUGCAGAGGUAUCCUAAAGGUUCCUAAAGUUGAGGUCCUGGAAGGGAGAGUAGCCUUUGAACUAUGAGCGUGUUGGAGAGUCUCCAGAAGCUUCAUUAUGUCACUCCAGCCCCAGGGAUUAGACACAAACCAUUGGGUUGUAUUGAAGAAGACCAGCCCAAUGAUUUUGUCAGCCAGUAUUUGACCCCCUUCUUGCCCUCCACACAAGGGACAGAAAACCCCAGGCCUCAGGACCCACCUACAUUACUAGUGACUUGCAUGAGCAAUGACUUCAGUGAGUAUUGUAGAUGAACUGAAAAGGCGAAGACUGUCCUGCUGUGCAAUGCCACACUUGCUUUUUCCUAGGUGAAACACAGAGGUCCCGUGUGUCCACCUGUUCUUGAGACUGGGCUGCUGAUUUUUAAAAAUUCCAGGCUGCUGCUAAAUUCUAAGCCAUGCAUGUAUGCGUUAUGUACCAAGUUAUUUUUCGCUGCACCAGAAAUUUUCACAGGUGACUGGGGUGUACGUCACCAAGAGAAACUUGGCCAUAGGGCUUUCUUUCUCUAGAAUGGAGUGCAGGUAUUUCCUGAUUACGGGAGGGGGGAACAAUUAAAAACUAAUGAAAGAGCAUGGUUUUGCAACAAUAUAAAACCUUGUCAUGUUUGCUUGAGAUACUUGCAUAUGUUCUAGCUUCCACCUCUUAGGGAGGAUGUCAUAGAGUGAGAGAGAAGAGGGCAAACAAAAUGAUGAGAGGCUUGACGUAGCUUUCAUGUGGAAGAAGCUGGAAAGAUUAAACCUCUUCAGUCUGAGAAGACGUGAUCAAAGUUUACACAGUCCUGAAGUGGUGGACCAAGAGAACAGGAAAUCAUUGUUCCGAGAGCUCUGAGGUGCACAAUUGUACUCACUGCCACGUGUUCUGAACGUAACUCCCCAAGAGCUCCAGGAAGGAAAAGACAAACACAGCAACACACAUAUGUCCACAUAUAGUUGUCCUUUGAAUUCAAAGAGGAUAGCACUGAUGGUGAAAUUCACCUAUGGGGUGCGUUGGUUACUAAAGACUACACAGCAGGAGAGCUAACUUCUUGACUGUAAGAGAUAAGUGGGCUUAUGAGAUUUUUAGAGAGAGCUCUGCUCUGUCCCCUACCAAAUGACUGUUAGGAGUCCCCCUAGCUCUCAUCUGUGAGCCAUUAUUACUGAGGGUCCCUGUCUCCUCCCUCAUGUAAGCCAGUUUUGGUCAGUUUCAAGAUUUUUUUUUCUUUUGUAGAAAAGACUGAAUUUGGUUGUUUUUUCUUUUCUAAAGGCUGGCCUUAGCCUUUUGCCUCUUCCUCCCUCCCUUUCCUCUCCAAAUCAAAAUGUGAAACUCAGCCCUGGCUCAUUGAAAAAGGAGACCAGAUGCCUUAUCAGAAUGGCCUGGAGCCUCAGGGUUCAGAGAUGGUGAAGGAUCAUAAAGCUUCGUUCACCCUUAUGAUUUCUCUCUCAGCUUAUACAAUAACCAAAUUACUGACGUCGGAGCCAAGUACCU